CCGAUCUGAGAGGACGUCCAGGCAGGAGCUCUGAACUUCGAUCUGCCCAUUUGGAAAAAAAGUACGCACGUUCACUUGCUGAAAUCACUUCCGUUUGUAGUGGUCUUGGAUAAUCUUAUCCUUUGAUUAGUCUGACAUUUGAUUACUGUGCAUGAAAAAAGACUCUAUUUGAGAACGAAAGCCUCUGUUGAAAUAAAAUCUUCAACUUGAGGAACUGCCAAGAAACGCCGCCCGUAGCAGCUGCCUCCGCCCCCCCCAACCCCGGGCGAUGUAGGGCGCGUGGAAGCCCUCGAGUCGCCGGAAAGGAAGCAGAGGGAAGAAGCCCAGGUGGACAGCGCCGAGGAGGAGGAGGGAGGAAGCCCAGGAGGACAGCGCCGAGGAGGAGGAGGGAGGAAGCUCAGGAGGAGGGCGACGCGGCGGAUAUGAGGAGGAACGCCACCUUCCGCUUCCCGGCGCGGAAGAGGUCAACUUCUGGACGAUGGCCAUUGUGGCGGUUGGCACGGGCUUCAUCUUCACCGUCGCCGUCUCCAUUUACCUCAUCUGCCAGACGCGGCUGGAGCAGCCCCUCCCGGUGCGGCACCAGCGGACGGUGCGCCACAUCAGCCAGGGGCCCGACGCCUUCCCGCUGCCGCACGAUACCCAAGACCUGCGUCCCCCCUGCACUGCCUCCACGCCCCCUCCGCUCUCCCACGCGGCUUCGACAACCCCGAGUAGAUCUCCACGGCGCCCGCAACCCUUUCCUGCCAUUUCAACCACAAGCGAGUUUUGGCGAGCAAGUUCCAUCAAAAUGUCACGCUCUAUAGUGAUCAAAGGCUUCCUAGCAUCGCCACUGACUUGAGAUUUCUGCUUUGGUGCUUCUCAAGACAUUCUUUCCGUUAAAGAUGUAUUGCAGAAAGACCUCAAGAAUAUUAAACAGUCAAACGAAGUGCGUUUAAUACCAAAUCAAAAAGAUGAAGAAAAAAGACAGAAGUGUCCGAUCAGCAUCAGCAUCUAAAUUAUCUUCUCUUGAAGAAUCAGUCUCACCCUCAUAUAAGAUGUGCGAUGUAUUCCUGAAUGUAAACAUUUAACAUUAAAGACUAAGAUUAAAGAAUAUAUUUGUUUGAAAAAAAUAGAUGAUAAUAUUAGGGGUUGAUAAUGCUAUCAAGGGAAUAACAUCACUGAUAUUAAUAACAAUGAUGAUGAUGAUGAUGAU
Messenger RNA from Penaeus monodon (black tiger shrimp), 1192 nucleotides. RefSeq lists its product as uncharacterized. NCBI's taxonomy places the organism in Eukaryota, Metazoa, Arthropoda, Malacostraca, Decapoda, Penaeidae. The record is from RefSeq and is a predicted model, not a curated record.